AUGCAUUUAACGAUUCCUAUACUUCUCUCUGUGGCCAUGGCACUUGGUUACGCUGUUCCUGCUAGUAGCUUGCAGGCUCGGGAUAUCUUGGCGAACGAAUUGUCGCAGUUCAAGUUCUGGGCCCAAUAUGCUGCCGCUGCCUACUGCGAGGAAAAUUACAUAGGCCAAACCGGCUCUAAAUUAACCUGCUGGGCUGAAAACUGCCCUCUAGUUGAAUCUGCGGACGCAACAAUUGUUUAUGACUUUUCUAAUAUUACUAUUACCGAUACAUCCGGAUUCGUGGCGCUAGACAAAACCACCAAAGCAGUUAUAUUAUCCUUCCGCGGUUCAUACUCCGUUCGUAAUUGGAUCAGCGAUGUCACCUUUCCACAUAUUGCACUCAAUCUCUGUGACGGCUGUUUUGCAGAACUCGGGUUUUGGAGUUCAUGGGAGGUAGUGCGGAACCCCGUUUCAGCGGUCAUUAACGAAACACUGAGUAUGUAUCCGGACUUUGAGCUUGUCGUUGUAGGACAUAGUCUCGGUGCCGCUGUGGCAACCCUUGCAGCGACCGAUCUCCGCAGCAAGGGGCAUACUUCAGCUGCGUUGUACGCCUUCGCCGCACCACGGGUAGCAAAUCCAGCAUUAGCACAGCAUAUUACUAUGCAGGGAAACAACUACCGGUUCACACAUACCAGCGACCCAGUUCCGAAAUUACCACUACUAUCUAUGGGAUAUGUGCACGUGAGUCCGGAGUAUUAUAUUACAUCACCGAACAACGCUACUGUUUCGGUGGAGGAUGUUGAGGUAUUGAAAGGCGAGGUCAAUUUUGAGGGGAAUACUGGCACCGGUUUACCAUCAUUGGAGGAUGUUUCAGAUCAUCAUUGGUAUUUUGAGAGGACGGAUGGAUGUAUAGCGCCUGGCUUGCCUUUCCGAGCGUAG
Messenger RNA from Talaromyces rugulosus, 918 nucleotides. RefSeq lists its product as uncharacterized. NCBI's taxonomy places the organism in Eukaryota, Fungi, Ascomycota, Eurotiomycetes, Eurotiales, Trichocomaceae. The coding region runs from base 1 to 918 and encodes 305 amino acids. The transcript has 3 exons. The record is from RefSeq and is a predicted model, not a curated record. Gene Ontology annotation, biological process: lipid catabolic process.